Messenger RNA from Vicia villosa (hairy vetch), 1285 nucleotides. Its product is annotated as protein SLOW GREEN 1, chloroplastic. The record is from RefSeq and is a predicted model, not a curated record. The transcript has 4 exons. Gene Ontology annotation, molecular function: protein binding. NCBI's taxonomy places the organism in Eukaryota, Viridiplantae, Streptophyta, Magnoliopsida, Fabales, Fabaceae. The coding region runs from base 107 to 1108 and encodes 333 amino acids.
AGACAUACUAUGACAAAUCAUUUCAACGUAACAAUUAAACCCAGCGUGGGAAGGGUUUAAACGGCGACUACGCCGCCGGUGACAGCUUUCCGGCCAGAAGAACACGAUGACUUCUACUGCCACCACCUCUCUCUUCAUCUUCUCCGAAUUCCAAUCCAAGUUCCCCAAUUCGCUUCUUCUUCAACGCAUUCAUACCCGCAACAAACCCUUUUCACUUUCUCUUCAACCACCCAAAUUCCGCGCAACCCAUUUGUCACUCUGCACUUUUUCCCGCACCCCAAUCAAACCCUCUUCAAGUUUCUCACCUCAAAGUAGUUUAACCAACUUUAUUUCACAAAAAGUUGCAUUUUUUCUUAUUGGGUCGUUUAUCUUCACCGGUUACUUCAGCAAAAGACCCGCUUUUGCUGUUACAGUGCCUUCUGUCAAUUCUGCUGAAACGUUGGAGGAGAAGCUUUUGGAGAAGGAUCCGAGAAAUGUUGAGGCUCUCAAGGUGACUGUGUAUGGGAAAAUUAGGAGAGGGAAGUGUAAGGAGGCUGAGAAGUUUGUGAAGAGGUUGAUUGAUAAGGAACCGGAUGAGGUUGAGUGGAGGCUUUUGCUUGCACUGUGUUAUGAGACAAUGGGGUACUUGAGUAAGGCUAAGGGAGUGUAUUUGGAAAUGUUGGAGAAUAGGCCUCUUCUUGUUAGAGCUUUGCAUGGUCUGGCUAUGGUGAUGCACAAAAACAACGAAGGCCCUGCUGUAUUUGAAACGCUGAACAAAGCUCUAGAGUUAGCUAUUAGUGAAAACAAAGUUACCGAGGAGAGAAAUAUAAGAAUCUUAACUGCACAAAUGCUUGUUGUACAGGGUGAUUUGGAGGAGGGCUUAAAAAGAUGUCAAGAUUUGAUCGAUCAAAAUCCCCGCGAUUUUAGACCUUAUCUUUGCCAGGGAAUAAUAUACAGUCUUCUGGAUAAGAAGGAGGAAGCUGCAAAACAGUUUGAAACAUAUCAAGCUCUUGUGCCUCAAGAGUUUCCUCAGAAGGGAUUUCUUGAUGAUAUCACCUUAGCAGCAAAAGAAACAUCUCAAGUACAGUUUCAGAAGGAAUUCAGAAACCAAUUUUCUAACCAAAAAUAGAGAAGGAAAAAUAUAGUAUGUUUUUCUUCUUUGCUGUCUUGGAAAUAAUCAGUAAUGCAGUAGCAGUAGCACACUCUACUCUUGUAAAAGCAAAAGGUUUAGAUUAUUUUACUGAUACAAUAGAAUGUGUAACAUUUUUUUCAGCCCUUGUAGUGAUGCAAUAAUCAAUUCUUAUUA